Exophiala dermatitidis NIH/UT8656 is the source of this 2009-nucleotide messenger RNA. Its product is annotated as sterol carrier protein 2. Gene Ontology annotation, molecular function: acyltransferase activity, transferring groups other than amino-acyl groups. The coding region runs from base 488 to 1885 and encodes 465 amino acids. Lineage: Eukaryota; Fungi; Ascomycota; Eurotiomycetes; Chaetothyriales; Herpotrichiellaceae. The record is from RefSeq and is a predicted model, not a curated record. The transcript has 2 exons.
GGCAGCCUUGUCGAGUACACCUCUAUCGGGUACGGUACUAGUAGUAGGUACACGGGACCUGGUCAGAGGCGAACUGGCAUGUAUAGUAAUAAUACCAUCUCUCCGCUCCAGCCUCUCGCCGAGGCAACAAUAUCCAGCGUCAGGAACAACCGACGGGCCGGGGCGAUACAUUAAUUGUACUGUUCACUCCUUAUAUACGAUCCUGCAAGAGUUGUACUUGACAUCUCCACGAUCUUGACUCUGGGUUGCCUCCAUAUACAAAAUCAAUAUUGUUCAUCAAACUUGGGAGUACGCUACUGAGCCCCCUACACCUAGCUGCCCAACCUACUAGGUAUUUAUCUAUAUUAAAGUCUCCCCUGGACUGCGAAGCCUUACAGAGGCCGUACCAACCACUAUCUGGUGACAAGUCUGUCCGGCAUCGCAAAACAAGACUCAUCCUCAAUCUGUCAAACCGUCUUAGCAGCAUAUAUACAUAUAACCGACAACCAUGUCAUCAUCCCAGAACAACGCCUACGUGCUCGGCGUCGGGCUGACCGAGUUCAUCAAGCCACGCCGACUGCGGCCAUACCCGGAACUGGGGUUCGAGGCAGGCGCCAAAGCAAUGCUGGACGCACACAUCACGUACGACGACGUGCAGGCGGGUGUGGCAUGCUACUGCUACGGCGACACGUGCUGCGGCCAGAGGGUGUUCUACCAGUUCGGCAUGACGGGGAUUCCAAUCUACAACACGACCAACGCCUGCGCGACGGGCUCGACGGGCCUGCAGCUGGCGCGAACCCUGGUCCGCGGCGGCACAGUCGACGUCGUCCUGGUCAUCGGCUUCGAGACCAUGAUGCCUGGCUCUCUCAAGAGCAUGUGGCCCGACCGUCCGAGUCCGAUGGGCUUGGCUACCAAGAUCAUGAACGAGACCAGAGGCAAGUUCGACUCGCCCAGGAAUGCUCAGCUAUUUGCCAAUGCUGGCAGAGAAUACAUGGAGAAAUACGGCGCCGAAGCACGCGACUUUGCCGAAAUCGCACGCGUGUCGCACGAGCACUCGUCGCGCAAUCCAUACGCACAGUUCAAGAACGUAUACACGCUCGAGGAGAUUGAAAAGUCGCCCAUGAUUCACUACCCCCUGACCAAGCUGCAGUGCAGCCCGACGUCGGACGGAUCAGGGGCCGCCGUCAUCGUAUCUCAGCGGUUCCUCGAUUCGCGGCCAGACCUAAAGUCGCACGCGAUCCUGAUGGCCGGACAGUCGCUGAUGACCGACUCGCCGGCCAUCUACGACCACAAGAGCUCGAUGAACCUGGUCGGCUUCGACAUGACUCGGCGCGCGGCCAAGGCGGCGCUGGCCGAGGCCCGCGUCGACCCGCGUACCGUCAAGGUGUGCGAACUGCACGACUGCUUCUCGGCCAACGAGCUCAUCACGCUCGAAGGUCUGGGCUUCUGCGACGAGGGUAAAGCCCAUCUCAUGGUCCGCAACGGCGACAUCACCUACGGCGGCAAAGGUCCCGUCAUCAACCCGUCCGGUGGCCUCAUUUCCAAGGGCCACCCGCUUGGCGCCACGGGUCUGGCCCAGUGUGCCGAACUCACCUGGCAGUUGCGCGGCUGGGCCAACAACGGCCGCCUCGUCAAGGACAUCGAUGUCGCCCUUCAGCAUAACUUGGGUCUCGGCGGCGCCAUCGUCAUCACCGUCUACAAGCGUGCCGAUGGCCGUAAAAAUACCGAUGCCGCUCUCUCCGAUGCAGAAAUCGCAAAGAAAUCCGGUCUCGGGUAUAACCCUGCUGUCGAGGCCAGGAAGAUCACUCUCGACGUCGCUGAUAAGGUUAGAAGUAAGACUGCUCGUUGUGACUAUGCCCUCGGUGAAACGGCUGAGAAGUUGGGUGCACCACAAGCUAGGUUGUAAUCGGUCGCCUUUAAUUUCUCCAUUCCCCGGCCAUGAGGGAAUGAGUGAACGUAUAUAGCUUGGUCUGAUAUGGUGGCAGAGCCAUUUCAAAAUUUCAAUGAACUAGUCCAUUUUCCUUGAACAG